Messenger RNA from Centropristis striata (black sea bass), 1428 nucleotides. RefSeq lists its product as uncharacterized. Lineage: Eukaryota; Metazoa; Chordata; Actinopteri; Perciformes; Serranidae. The record is from RefSeq and is a predicted model, not a curated record. Bases 45 to 1397 code for a protein of 450 amino acids. Gene Ontology annotation, molecular function: MHC class II protein binding; protein tyrosine kinase binding. Gene Ontology annotation, biological process: T cell activation; positive regulation of ERK1 and ERK2 cascade; interleukin-15-mediated signaling pathway. Gene Ontology annotation, cellular component: membrane raft; external side of plasma membrane. The transcript is spliced from 6 exons.
UUGAGGUAGUGAGACAGGAGAUAGACGGAGACGGAGGAGACAAAAUGGUUGAACUGAGAUGGACGAUUUUCUUUGUGAUGCUGCAGUUUGCAGGAACUGAGCAAAAUCUAUCCUACAUCAUGGCCAGACUUGGAGACGAGGUCACUUUGCCUUGUGACAAUGUGAUAAAAAAUCAGAACCAAUGUACCCAAACUUCUUGGUUUUACACUGGUUCUGAAGGAGAUCAAACAGCAGAGCUGAUUAGUCUCGGUCAGAUUGAUGAAAGUGAGAUAGCUGAAGAUAUAUCCAACAGACUGAGUGUGACAGCAGACUGUUCUCUGGUUAUAAAGGACGUCACAUAUAAGGAUGUUGGUCAUUACAGCUGCAGACAGUUCAACAGAGCAGGACAACAACAAGGUGGAGAUGCUCUGGUUGUUCUGUCUGUUAUUUUCAUCUAUGAAAAGCAGAACGGUGAUCAAACUAUCUUGAACUGCUUUGUGUUUACAUAUGGUGGAUGUGAGCACACAGUUCAGUGGUUGUUUGUUGGUAACUUUAAUGACGUGGAGACAACAACAGGUUACUGUUCAGCCAGUGUGACAUUUCCAACUCGUUAUCUGAGUCAGAAGUCAAAGUUCUACGAGUCUCUGAAGUGCAACGUGACAGAUUACAGGCGUGGAGAAACGCUGCUGUUUUCAACAGUAACUGGACAAAAUGUAUCUUACAUCAUGGCCAGACAUGGAGACGAGGUCACUCUGCCUUGUGACAAUGUGAUAAAAAAUCUGAACAAAUGUGACAAAACUUCUUGGCUUCACAGUCCUAAAAGAGGAAGAUCAGCAGAGCUGAUUAGUCUCGGUCAGAUUGAUGAAAGUGAGAUAGCUGAAGAUGAAUCCAACAGACUGAGUGUGACAGCAGACUGUUCUCUGGUUAUAAAGGACGUCACAUAUACGGAUGCUGGUCUUUACAGCUACAGACAGUUCAACAGAGCAGGACAACAUCAAGGUGGAGAUGCUCUGGUUGUUCUGUCUGUUAUUUUCAUCUAUGAAAAGCAGAAGGGUAAUCAAACUACCUUGACCUGCUAUGUGUUUAGAUAUGAUAUACAUAUAUGUGAACACACAGUUCACUGGUUGUUUGAUGGUAACAACAAUGACACGGAGACAACAACAGGUUCCUGUUCAGCCAGUGUGACAUUUCCAACUCCUCAUCCUAGUCAGAAGUCAAAGUUCUAUGAGUCUCUGAAGUGCAACGUGACAGAUUACAGGAGUGAGAAAACGCUGCUGUUUUCAACAGAUUCAGAGGGUGUGGCUGAAGGUAUCGACACCUUGCAUCCCACUCUCUCUCCUUGGUGGUGGAUCAUCAUUGUGCUUGUGGGUUUAGCAGCUCUCAUAACAGCUGUUGUGGUGGUCAAAAAAUGCAUAUAAUAACUAAAGGUGAGAACAUUCACAGAUGUUA